UUCCUUUCUUCCCUUCAUUUUCUUCAAUGCUCUCAAGUAAUUCAUUACAAUCUUUUGCGGAGUUCACUCCGCACUUUUGACCAACCCUAGAAGUUUUGAGUCACCAUGACCCUUCACAGCCCCUGUCCGCGCCGCACCAAGUUGCCUUUGUAAUCUUACAAUCCUCGGUGUUUGCUCGUACACAGUAUUUUCACAUUCAAGUGUCCUAUCUGCGACUUUCCUUGGUCUUAGCGUUACAGUCAUCCCGGAGAAAAUGUCAAGGUUGCGGUGUUUGCUUGUAGUGGUCGUGAGAUUCAUUUCAAGUAUAAGUUUUCUCUUGACUCCCCUGAUGAACAAAUUAAAUCUCCUUCAUGCUAUGCACUGUCAACUCUCAAUGUACACCUACCUACUUUACUUGUUCAUAGUGAUCUUUUUCCACGGUCCACGAUGUUUGAUAAGAUAGUCAAUGAUAGACGAUACAGGCAGGCUCCUCGCAAAGAUGCCAAGUCCGACAGUAGAACGCGGCAUUCUUUCCGGUCCAAGCACAUGCGUAACGAUAAUCGCAGAGAAGAACAGUGGUCUUCACACGAAAAUAGAGCUCUGAACAUUGAUGUCAGUUUCCCAGACACGUUUGAACUACGCGAUGAUCAGGCACCCAAAGCUAGGGCAUACGCUCGUCCUGAUUGUGCAACGGUCUCAAUGCCGAGUAUCUUCAAAACAGGGUACAAUGGGUCUAUCUUCGAUAGAUUUGGGCAUAGAGAUGUGCAUGCUGAAGAGCCUCCACCGUCCUCCAAACGAAGGUCCUUUCCUUAUGUUAGGUUGGAUUCGAGUGAUGCGAACUUCUUCGACUCCUCGUCCCGUGUCGAGGAUGACAAAUUUCACGCCGACGAGUGCAUGUAUACACAAAUUGGUGGACCAUCAACAAUGCGGCCUCGAAGUGGAGCAUUCGGACUGAGUGGCUAUAACUCUUGUUACAACGAGCCAUCAUACUAUGACUGUUCGCUUAUAGAACUCGCUCCGGACACGGAGCAAGCAUACGAGGACCAUCCACACAACUCUUUCGUCGAGGAUGAAUUUCUCAAGUCAUUGCUGCCUGCUGAGAUCCUCAGCCUCUAUCAGCAAACUCCAGAGCUGCCACUUGACCGCCAUGAUACUAUCAAUGCAUCUGGACACCUUCUUGAGAUCGAGGCAGCUCCUAUCAUCGCCGAUAGUUUCAGCCAUGGUAGAGCGCUAAUUGAAGAAGCGCCCUUACGACUCUAUGAUACAUUUUCCCACCAAGUUGACACUAGCGAAGACAUUAUCAACGAGGUAAUGGUUGUUACAGGAGACAUCAUGGAUACGAUGAUGGAAAGUGUGCUUGCAGUAGAUGUGGUGUAUGGCAAUCCCACUCUCGAAGCAGAGCUCGAAAAUUCCCCAGAUCCUCCUUUCAACAGCUCAUAUCACAGAGAGCCACGAGAUGCCGAUAUCAGCAGGUUCUUACAACAAAUGGCUCUACACACGCAGUCAGCUCCUCCUCCACCACCUCUAAGGCCCCAUUUUGUGGAUCCAAACCACAUUCCUUUGCGCAAUCUUGCAUUCGAGCAAACAACCAAGAGUCAAGAUGAUCAUCCACCAAGCGUUGAUUCAAAAGCCCAACUCGAUCGCUACAACAAAUGGUGGACCGACGCUCAAGCAAAAACAUCCACCACGCCAGCCGUCCUGGACGGCGUCCUACGUUUUCUCCCAAGCACCCCACCCAGUCCUCAAUCUGAACCCGACUGGAGAUGGGCCGCGCACAAAUUCUUCUGUCUCGCAUUCAACUUGCAACCGCUAUCCAUCCCCCAACAAGAUACUUCUGACUUCCUCACAUUCACAGCCCCACCAACCCAAGCUACCACAAACCUACGCGCCCUCCGCGCCCAACUCAAGCUCGAAAAAGUCCGCUGGCACGAAGAUAAACUGCGCUCCCUAUUCGGCGACGCAGUCGCGCGUGACGAGCGAAGCAAGAGCGUGUGGAGCGCUGUGAUCGGGUUGAAAGAGACUGUUGAGAGGGCGUUGGAAGAGUCAUGAGUGCUGAAUUUUCUUUAAGAGGCUGUUUCUUGAUACUGAAUCGCGGCUUGAAGAUGAUAUAUUAAUGAUGUGCAUUACGUGUGGUAAUGUUAUAAUAACGGAGCUUAAUGUCUGAUGGUUGAUGUUUGGAUUUCUCUCGUACAUUAGGACUCGCUUGUUCAGGGGUUGAGAACAGUUCACGUGCUCUGAGCUUGGAAUGCUGGGUCGUUGCAUCUCUCUUAUAGCUUCAACUGCUUUUGCUUACGUUUAUCUAUCUUCUUAAAAUAGCGUUGUAUGAGGAAUCGAGCAAGGACCUUACUUGAACAAGGUGUCCUUCAUU
Molecule: messenger RNA, 2347 nt
Organism: Mollisia scopiformis
Lineage: Eukaryota; Fungi; Ascomycota; Leotiomycetes; Helotiales; Mollisiaceae
Exons: 2
Coding region: 427-2028 (533 amino acids)
Source: RefSeq, a predicted model, not a curated record